Messenger RNA from Melanotaenia boesemani (Boeseman's rainbowfish), 3231 nucleotides. It is a transcript of the gene pik3c3, whose product is annotated as phosphatidylinositol 3-kinase, catalytic subunit type 3. Gene Ontology annotation, cellular component: phosphatidylinositol 3-kinase complex, class III, type I; peroxisome; phosphatidylinositol 3-kinase complex, class III, type II. The transcript is spliced from 25 exons. The record is from RefSeq and is a predicted model, not a curated record. Gene Ontology annotation, molecular function: 1-phosphatidylinositol-3-kinase activity. NCBI's taxonomy places the organism in Eukaryota, Metazoa, Chordata, Actinopteri, Atheriniformes, Melanotaeniidae. The coding region runs from base 333 to 2963 and encodes 876 amino acids. Gene Ontology annotation, biological process: phosphatidylinositol-mediated signaling; endocytosis; autophagosome assembly.
CGCCACACUUCGUCGACUAUAGACUUCUCUGGCCUGGCUGUAUAUGUCAGUUGCCGCUGUGUUUUUGUGUAGCUUACUAAAAAGCUCAUAUCAUAUCCGAUGAGACAACCGUUGAAGUAGCACUUUUGCCGUGUAUACAGGCACCUAAAUAAUUUUAAAACGGUGUACAGACUGACACAGUCUCAAACCGUGUGGUCGGGGUGUUAACUCGGCUUUGUGGGGUGUUCCUGUGUUGAUCUGAGGCCUUGUCGCAAAGUCUCAUAAAACCAGCCGGGAUUUCAUGUUGAAGUCGUCUGGUUUGGGGUUAGAAUUUAGCGUUUUCCAGUCGGAAGAUGGAAACUGACAAAUUUAACUAUGUCUACAGCUGUGAUUUGGACAUUAACGUUCAACUUAAGAUAGGCAGUUUGGAAGGAAAGCGAGAGCAGAAAAGCUACAGAUCACUGCUGGAUGACCCGAUGCUGCGGUUCUCCGGCCUCUACCAGGAGAACUGCUCAGACCUCUAUGUCACCUGUCAGGUGUUUGCUGAAGGAAAACCUCUCGCCCUUCCUGUUCGCACGUCAUACAAAGCAUUCAGCACACGUUGGAACUGGAAUGAGUGGCUACGGCUGCCAGUCAAGUAUCCAGACCUUCCUCAGAGUGCUCAGGUUGCUCUCACAGUGUGGGACAUCUACGGGCCUGGCAGAGCCGUUCCUGUCGGAGGAACCACUGUCACGUUGUUUGGCAAAUAUGGUAUGUUUCGGCAAGGGAUGCAUGACCUGAAGGUUUGGCCAGGUGUGGAGGGGGAUGGAGGAGAGCCCACCACCACACCAGGACGCACCAGCAGCAGCCUGACGGAGGACCAGAUGGGCAGACUUGCCAAGCUGACAAAGGCUCAUCGGCAAGGCCACAUGGUGAAGGUGGACUGGCUGGACAGGCUGACCUUCAGAGAGAUUGAGAUGAUUAAUGAGAGUGAGAAGCGCAGCUCUAACUUCAUGUAUCUCAUGGUGGAGUUUCCCCGGGUCAAAACAAAUGACAAGGAGUACAGUGUUGUCUACUAUGAGAAGGAUGGAGAUGAUUCAUCCCCCGUUCUUACCAGCUGCGACAUCGUCAAAGUCCCUGACCCACAGAUGGGGAUGGAGAACCUAGUUGAGAGCAAGCAUCACAAACUGGCUCGUAGUCUUCGCAGUGGCCCUUCAGACCACGACCUGAAGCCCAACGCUGCUACUCGUGAUCAGCUCAAUAUUAUUGUGAGCUACCCUCCAACCAAGCAGCUGAGCUCGGAAGAACAGGACCUGGUGUGGAAGUUCAGACACUACCUCACCACGCAGGAAAAGGCCCUGACAAAGUUCCUCAAGUGUGUGAACUGGGAUCUGCCCCAGGAGGCCAAGCAGGCUCUGGAGCUGCUGGGGAAGUGGAAGCCGAUGGAUGUGGAGGACUCCCUGGAGCUGCUAUCGUCCCAUUUCACCAACCCGACAGUGAGACGCUACGCUGUUGCACGAUUGCAACAGGCUGAUGAUGAGGACCUGCUGAUGUACCUUCUCCAACUGGUGCAGGCUCUCAAGUAUGAGAACUUCAGUGAUAUUCAGGGAGGCUUAGAGCCAGGCAGCAAGAGAGACAGCCAGGGACUUUCGGAUGACUCCACACUGGACAGUUGUCAAAUACUUUCUGGUGCAUCUGGAUCAUCAACUGUCCCACUGCAGAAAGGCAAGGAAGGAGCUGACAGUGAGAAUUUAGAGCAAGACCUGUGUACGUUUCUCAUCUCGCGUGCUUGCAAGAACUCUACACUUGCCAACUACUUGUACUGGUAUGUGAUUGUGGAGUGCGAGGAUCAGGACACACAACAGAGAGAUCCGAAAACCCACGAGAUGUACCUGAACGUCAUGAGGCGCUUCAGCCAGGCUUUACUUAAGGGUGAUAAAAGCGUGAGGGUGAUGCGGUCCCUCUUGGCAGCCCAGCAAACAUUUGUAGACAGACUGGUGCAACUGAUGAAAGCUGUCCAAAGGGAGAGUGGAAAUCGUAAGAAGAAGACAGAGAGACUGCAGGCUCUGUUGGCUGACAACGAAAAAGUGAACCUCUCAGAGAUCGAGCCAAUUCCUCUCCCUCUGGAGCCACAGAUCAGGAUCAGAGGCAUCGUCCCAGAGACAGCAACACUUUUUAAGAGUGCUCUGAUGCCAGCCAAGCUGAUUUUCAAAGCCGAAGAUGGAGCCAUGUACCCAGUUAUCUUCAAACAUGGAGACGACCUGAGACAAGAUCAGCUCAUCUUGCAGAUCAUCUCGCUCAUGGACAAAUUGCUAAGGAAAGAAAACUUGGACCUGAAGUUGACCCCAUACAAAGUUUUGGCCACCAGCACCAAACACGGUUUUAUGCAGUUUGUCCAGUCUGUUCCUGUUGCUGAAGUUUUGGCCACUGAAGGCAACAUCCAGAGCUUCUUCAGGAAGCAUGCACCGAGUGAAAAAGGACCCUACGGCAUCAGCUCGGAGGUGAUGGACACCUACGUCAAGAGUUGUGCUGGUUACUGUGUCAUUACAUACAUCCUGGGAGUUGGAGACAGACAUCUGGAUAACUUGCUAUUAACAAAAACAGGGAAGCUUUUUCACAUAGACUUUGGUUACAUCCUGGGUCGAGACCCCAAACCGCUGCCUCCUCCCAUGAAGCUGAGUAAAGAAAUGGUGGAGGGGAUGGGAGGCACGCAAAGCGAGCAGUACCAGGAGUUUAGGAAGCAGUGCUACACCGCCUUCCUUCAUCUGCGAAGAUACUCCAACCUGAUCCUGAAUCUGUUCUCUCUCAUGGUGGAUGCUAAUAUUCCUGACAUUGCUCUGGAGCCAGACAAAACCGUUAAGAAAGUGCAGGAUAAGUUCAGAUUGGACCUGUCGGAUGAGGAGGCGGUUCACUACAUGCAGAGUCUGAUUGACGAGAGUGUGGGCGCCUUGUUUGCUGCUGUGGUUGAGCAGAUACACAAAUUUGCUCAGUAUUGGCGCAGAUGAACAAAAUGGACGGCUGACACGAGGCUGAACUGGAUCAAACUUCUGCAGCACAAACACAUGAUCGUACGGCUCCGGGCCGUCUGACUGUGUGAGAAGAUGAAAGAAACCCAGUGAUACUGAUGAAAAGGCCAAGAAUGCACUGCCAACCUUUACUGCAAGAUGGCAAAACAAAGACGUGCGCUUCUUUGUUUGCUGAUGUAUAUAUCAUGUAAAUUAAUUACUGAGUGAAUGAAUUGUGAGGCCAAAUAAAAGACUUGUUACAACUGAA